Verruconis gallopava is the source of this 252-nucleotide messenger RNA. RefSeq lists its product as uncharacterized. The transcript has 2 exons. The record is from RefSeq and is a predicted model, not a curated record. Lineage: Eukaryota; Fungi; Ascomycota; Dothideomycetes; Venturiales; Sympoventuriaceae. Bases 1 to 252 code for a protein of 83 amino acids.
AUGAGUAGACUUCGCGUGCACGAGUCACCAGUAAAGGCUGGGUAUCUCAGCAGGAUUCCAGAUACAUUUAGCGUAGGAGACAGAUGUUUCUCUGACGAUGACUUCGAGAUAUCGGACAAUAGCUAUGAUGAAGGAUCCGGGUCUGACGAGGAUGGCAGGUAUGACGAGUAUGAAUGGGACACUGAUGACGAAGUCGAGGAAGCCAAUGCGAAUGAUAAUAUCCUCAGGAUAAUUGAGGGAGAUUGGUGGUGA